This is a messenger RNA of Seriola dumerili (greater amberjack), 8402 nucleotides long. RefSeq names its product SET domain containing 2 (gene setd2). Gene Ontology annotation, biological process: regulation of DNA-templated transcription. Gene Ontology annotation, cellular component: nucleus; chromosome. The transcript is spliced from 22 exons. The record is from RefSeq and is a predicted model, not a curated record. Gene Ontology annotation, molecular function: protein binding; histone H3K36 methyltransferase activity. NCBI's taxonomy places the organism in Eukaryota, Metazoa, Chordata, Actinopteri, Carangiformes, Carangidae. The coding region runs from base 1 to 7905 and encodes 2634 amino acids.
AUGGACACUCUACUCAGAGAGGAGGGGAGUGGUGCCUCGGUAAAGGUUGAAGGCCUAUCCAAGGCAGCUCUAAUGAAAAGCCUGUCUCCCAGAGUGAUGCUGUCCAACCAUCUCUUGCCUAAAGGGACCAAGACGAAGGUCAACCUAGAGGAUCAGGGUCGUCAGAAAGUGUCCUUCAGCUUCUCACAUACCAAGAAGCCACUGCAGAGCCUGUUCUUCAUCCCUGCCAGCCCUGACAAGACCGUCGCCGAACCUCAGGCUGCCUUGUCACAGUCAGUCUCAGACAAAGGAGGGCAGAGUACAGACAGCAAAACUGAACAAAAGCAGACACCUGUGGUGCCAACAUCAAUAGCAGAGACACCUUCUCAAACACCAGUCUCCUCAGCCACUAAACUGAAACCAGACUUGGCAAAGAUGCAUUUCAAGAAGCAACUUCUCAGUGUCUCUGUGACUGAAGAGAAACCAACAUCUUUUAUGCCAGAGGAGCAGCUUUCCUCUGAAUUGCAGUUUUUGCAGAAGUCAGCAAGUAAGAGUGCAACUGAAUUCCCAACACCCCAGUCUCAGAAUGUCGUUGAUGUCUGCCCGUCUGAGAAUGCUCACAUUGAAGCCUCUGAGAUGAGGGUAACCCCAAGCCUCAAGAAGCCCGCUGCUUCCUCAGGAAAAGAUGGAGAGACUUCCAGCAGUACUGAGCAGGAUAAGGUAUACAAAAGGAAAACCAGGUCCCAGUCUAAUAGUGCGCCCCCUGGCUCAGAAUCUGAUGGAGAUUCAGUCCAGAUGUCUUCCAGUUGCAAAUCAGUUGACUCCAAAAGUAAAACAAACUCUGACAGCAGGAGCAAAGAGGUAAAAAAGUCUUCCUCUGGUUCACAUGUGGAGGAGAAGGAAAAAAGUUGCUCAAAGCGGUCAGAGAAUCACGAAAGGUCUUCUAGUUACUCCAAAUCAGACCGUGAUUCUAGACACACAUCAUCACGCUCGGCUCGAUCAGACAAAGAUCGAAGAAGGUCCAGGUCUAGAUCACGGUCUCGAUCAAGAGGGUCUCGAACAAGUUCAUCUCACUCCAGAUCAGAGAGGUCCAGAGGUGACAGAGGAUCACGCUCUGAAAGGUCAUACUAUCAUGACUCUGACCGGCGAUCACACAGGAGUUCUCCACGCAGAGAGAGAAGACGUUCUCGUUCUCGCACUGACAGAACUCGGGACAGUUCUGACUCUGAGGAUGACCAUAGAAAAACAAGGACAAGGACAAGUGACUCGAGUAGAUCGUCUGUCCAUUCAAGCUCACAUAAAGAGUCAAAAUCAUCAUCCUCUUACUCAAAAUCAGAGAAAGUCUCCAAAUCUGUAGAUUCUCCUCACUCUUCAGAGAUAGAUAAAAGAACACAAUCAUCAAAAUCUGAAAGGACUUCAAAACGAUUAUCAGACUCUGAUUCACAGCGUAAGUGCUCUCCUGAUCUGGACUCCAGUUACCGUAAACCUAGCAUCCAUCACAAGUCAGAGACCAACAACAAAUCCUCCUCUUCCAGUAUGCAUACCCACUCUCAAACACAUGAAAAAUGCCAAAAAAGCAGUUCCAGUGACUCUGAGGCAGAUCAUAAAGGAAAAUCAUCACAGGGCUUUGACAAAAGCUCUGGCUCAGAGGAGAAGAGUAAAAACUCCCUAAAGAAAACCAGUAGACCAGAUUCGAAACAGAUGACCCCUUCUAGAUCUUCUGUGAAAACCACUGGACAUGAUAGACAAUCAGAUGACAUGUUUCACAGUUCCAGCAAAGCACCGUCAUGUGCAACCACCACAGAACUUUGUUCUCAGAGUGAAAAAGAAAAAUCAGAUUCCCAUCAAGAUGGAAAUGAACUUGGUAAUCAGGAUGUUAAGGAGAUAGUUUCAUGUACUGAAAAGGGUUUGCAAGAACCAUCAUCUACAAGAGCAAAAGAAACUAAAUCAGGUCUUGAAGUUGAGAAUAAAGAUACCUCAGCUAUAACCUCAAGUGAAAGCCUAAAGCAUGUAAAUGCUUCCCUGGAAAACUUGACCAAUGUGAAGGAUAGCCUUUCUUCUAAUCAACCGCAUGUGAACUCAGAUGCAGCUGUCUUAAAUUCAUGCAGUAGUACUGAAAGUAUAGUGUACAGCCAGGAAAAGAAAGUUGUUGGCUGUUCGCCAGGGCCAAAGUCCUCACCUGAUAUAGCAGAUGUACCUGUUACACAUAAUGUCCAGCAGAACACUAAACAAGAGACUGUUGAGCUGAAUAUGGUCGAGAAGCAGUCUGACACAAGCAUGCCACUCAAAUUGGAGUCACUGUGUCCUGAACCUGAGAACCAGCACACAUGUGGACAACAAAGUAUAGAUACCGUUAAAAAGAGCGGCGGUACUACCAAAAAGUCCCGGUGGGAUAUUGUUGGGCAGGACACCUCAGAGAGUGAUAAUUCACAGAGGAUGCUUAGUGCAGAGAGUAAGCCUACUGUUAAAAAAGUAAUCUCUGUCAAAAAAAUAGAGUUUUCUAAAGACAAUAGCCAACAAGACUCUGAUAUUAAAGAUAAUAUUCAACCAGAACCUGAAACACAUUCCACACUGGUAAAGCAGACUGAGAUCUCUAAGCAGGAGGUCGGCUCAGACAGCACAUCCAUGAUCGAUAAAUACAAAGACCAAAGUGAGCCUUCACGAGCAAGCACCAGCAUUGACCACUGUGACUUAAAACUGACUGUUUCUCAAAAAACAAACACAGAUGAGCCUCUGCACAUAAAUGAUACAUCCCAGGUUGAUGCAGCGGCAAAGAUUAACAGUUGGAAUGGAAAUGACCUCAAUGAAACAUCAAAGGACAGCGGUCACAAAAACAAAUUGAGUAAGAGAACAUCACUUCAUCAGGAUGCAUUAGGAGGACAGAGUGAGGGCAGUGAUAGUGAUAACUCGGAGUACGACUCCGAUUGUGGUGAGGCUAUAAAACGAUUGCACUCUGUGGUGGUGGUGCCAAAGAAUUCUUCCCUAACAAUGGAUACCAAGGACACGGGAGCUUCCUGUAGUCCUAUGAAUAUUUCAGAACUGCACAAUGCCAAUACAGCAGCUGACAUGAAUACCCAUGAAGUCCCAAAUGAAGUCAGCUCCCAACAAAGACAGAGUCCUUCCACUGUAUUUGGGGAGACCAGUGGUCCAUUUGCUGGUGUAAAUAACUCAUCCAAUAGCAGUAUGUUGUGUCAAUCCCAGAGCAAUAUGAUUGACAGCACCAGUCACUCUGAGGGUUCCAGUACCAUCAGUGCCCUGCCUUACAUGGCUGGUCGUAUCAGUGCCCAUGGAAGUGCCACAGAUCCUGCUCACAGCCUUGAUAAUUCCAGACAGUGUGAACAAGGGCACAAACAGCACACUUUAAGUAGCAGAGGUGAACGGCUGUACUCCCAUUAUCAACAAGGUGAUUUCUCAAAUGCUGACAAUAUCAAUGACAAGAAUGGAUUCAUCCUGGGUUGGGAGUUUUCGCAAACAGAGCAGCCAAGUAGUACAUACCAGCAGCCUGAUAGCAGUCAUGGGCCACAGUUAACAAACACUAAGUUGGUGGGAAACUCUCCCAAGGGACAGGAGCACAGGCAGAAUAAUGCCAUCUGGAACCAUCAAUCCCCAAACAUGCAGACUAGCAGAAAACCUUACCUCCAUGCACAUGAACAUUAUCAGGAUCCAGCAGGUGAAAUCCAUCCUGACUCUCUAACUAAUGACCAUGACGACUACAGUGGGGAUAAACCAUCAGAUCUUAGUAAAACAGCUGUUGAAUGGAAUGGACCUAACACUGCAGGGUCAUCAAGCUUUGUACAAGGGCAUGAAAUAAGCAGCAACAGUAGGGGCUCUGUUGUGCCUGACCCCCCUAGAGAAGACAAUUUUAGACCCCACAGAGGGAGAGGCCCUCCCAAGAAAAGGCGGCCGGAGAUUGAGUCAGAUUCAGACAAUGAGGCAGAGGCUGGGCCUGCAGGCAAAAGGGAGCGUCAAGGAGAUAUUGACAUCUCUAAGGAAACUCUUGUCAAAGCUGAGGCGCAACGUCCAUCACUCACUCUGCAGGACUUUCAAGAUGCCAAUAAAUGGAAAGAGCAUUCCAAGUCUAAAAAGAUGCCCCCUUACUUUGACCUGAUUGAGGAGAACCUCUACUUGACUGAGAGAAAGAAAAGCAAAUCUCAUCGAGAUAUAAAGAGGAUGCAGUGUGAGUGCCCAGUGCUGCCCAGAGAGGAGCGCUCAAGGGGAGUAUUGGCAUGUGGGGAAGACUGUUUAAAUCGGCUGCUGAUGAUUGAGUGCUCAUCACGAUGCUUAAAUGGAGUCUACUGCUCUAAUCGACGCUUUCAGAUGAAACAACAUGCAGACUUUGAAGUUAUCCUCACAGAAGACAAAGGCUGGGGUCUACGGGCAGCUAAAGACUUGACUUCAAACACCUUUGUACUGGAAUACUGCGGGGAGGUGCUGGACCACAAGGAGUUCAAAACAAGAGUGAAAGAAUAUGCUCGCAAUAAGAACAUCCAUUACUACUUCAUGUCUCUAAAAAAUAAUGAGAUCAUUGAUGCAACGUUAAAGGGAAAUUGCUCCCGGUUCAUGAACCACAGCUGUGAGCCCAACUGUGAGACCCAAAAGUGGACCGUUAAUGGCCAGCUUAGAGUUGGGUUCUUCACCACCAAGGCCGUCACUGCAGGGACUGAACUGACAUUUGAUUACCAGUUCCAGAGAUACGGCAAAGAAGCACAGAAAUGCUUCUGUGGCGCACCCAGCUGCAGAGGCUUCCUGGGUGGAGAGAACAGAGUUAGUGUUCGAGCAGCUGGAGGGAAGAUGAAGAAAGACCGCAGUCGAAAGAGUGCUCUCACCACGGUUGAUGAGGAACUGGAGGCGCUACUGGAGAAUGGAGAAGGCCUGUAUGAUGAGAAACAGGUGGUGUCUCUCUGCAGACUAAUGGUCCGAGUGGAGACCAUGGAGCAGAAACUCAUCUGUCUCAAGCUCAUACAAGAUACUCAAAAUCCAUCAUGCCUGAAGCAGUUCCUGGACCAUCAUGGAUUGUCUCUGCUGUGGAUCUUCAUGGUGGAGCUUUCUGAAGCCAAAGGCAACAGUGCAAACAACAUCAAAUUGCAGUUAGAGAUCAUGAAGACGCUGGCUGUGCUUCCCAUCUCAACUAAGAACAUGUUGGAAGAGAGCAGAGUCCUGACCUUCAUUCAGCGAUGGGCCCAAACAAAAACUCUCCCUCACCCUGCUGAGAUGGAUGGCUACUCCAGUGAGAACACCUCCCGUGCUCAAACACCCCUCAACACUCCUGAUGGUUCCUCCACCAAACUGGGACCCGAAUUAGAUGGUGACACCUCCAAACCUGCUGUGUACCGCCGCCUUAAAAUCAUCAGUGAAAACAGUCUAGACAGUGCACUCUCUGAUGCUAGCAAAGCAUCUGAUGGGAAGGAGGAGGAGGAGGAAGAUGAUGAUGAGGAGGAAGAUGAAAACUCACACGCAGGACUCCCUGACGGCAAACAGUUGAAGGCAGACCCAGUGUGUGAAGCCACAGAUCCAACAAAAGAUGCGAUGGAAGAGUCAGAGAAAGAGGUCGAAGGGGAGAAACAGGAAGAGGCAGGGAUGAGUUCUAGCACUCAGCCCCAACCUCAAACUGAGGAGGAGAAAGACAAAGUGGAGUUGGAUUUGGAGAAGAAGGACACUGAGAUGAAAGAGGACACAAGUGAGGGUCUGAAGGAUGAACCUGAGGAGUCAAAGGAGACUGGCGAGGAACAGGAGAGUGUGGAGGAGCAGGCCAGUCUGGCAGUGACAGAAAAGGCUGAACUGGAAAGUGACCAGUCUGCUGUAAAAGUUCUUGAGCCAGAGAGUCAGUCCAUCCAAACAGGUGUUUCUGAACUUCCACCUGAGCAGCCUUCAGAGCAGAUGGAAGCACAGGCAGAGACACAAGAGCCUGAGAAGGCUCCUCUUGACAGUGAAGUGCAACCUGGUGAAUCUACCACUGAUGCUCCCCCAAGCUCUGAGAUCCCAGAAGCCAGUAUGCCCUCUGAGGUCACAGUGGCCCCUGUGGACCCAUCAGUGAUAGGAACUCCUUCUCAGGAUGAAGAGGAAGGUGUCUCAGAUGUGGAGAGUGAGAGGAGUCAGGAGCCCCCGCUCACUACUUUGGACAUUAGCGGCAUGGCUGCCAGGCUUCUGGAUAGCUGGAAGGAUCUAAAGGAGGUGUACAGAAUACCAAAGAAGAGUCAGGUCGAAAAGGAAGCAAAUGAUCGCAGCCGAGAUCGAGACACAGCUUUGACACCACGCAACACUUCUGGGAGCCGAGAACGUGAAAGGGAGCGAGAGAAGGAGAGGGAACGAGACAGAGACUAUGAUCGUGACCGGGAUCGUGACCGAGACAGGGACCGGGACCGUGAUCGAGAUCGAGUCUCUGACAAAACUCCCCGCAGCACUGAGAGACGGAGGAGACGCUCUGUGUCUCCACCAUCAUCCUAUGAAAGGAGCAGUCGACGCACUGAAGAACGGUUUGACCCAUCUAACAGCAACAAGACACCGAGAGGAGUCAGUGGCAAGGAGCGCAACAAACUGUCCACAGAGGAGCGCAGAAAGCUGUUCGAGCAGGAGGUUGCUCAGAGGGAAGCCCAGAAACAACAACAGCUUCAACAACAGCAGCAGCAGCAGCUUCAAACUAUGGCUUAUGACCCUGCUCUGGCCUAUGCCUCCAGCCCUGGCUAUAUAACCUACCCCCCCGGAUAUCCUAUUCAGACCUUUGUGGAUCCCACCAACCCCAAUGCAGGCAAAGUAUUGCUCCCUACCCCUUCAGUUGAACCCACCAUGAACUAUGAACAGACUCCUCCUCAGCGACUUAUCUCAGACCUGGGACUUACCUCUCCAUCCUCCACCUCCCAAGCCACUCCAGUCUCUAAUCUCUCUCAGCACAUCACCACCACCAACCUCGCAGCUGGAAACCCCCAGCAGUAUGCCCAGCCAACUGUAGCAACUCAGGACGCAGGUGUAGCUGUCCUCUCUGUACCAGCCCAGACGGCCCCUCAGGUACAGAGCCAGCAGAGCUACACCACUCUCUGGGACCCUGCCACUCAGCAGGCAGUGACUGUGCAGACCCAGCCAGCACAGCAGUAUGCCACAGCUCCAGCUCCAGCACAAGCCCAGACACAGACAGCCAUCUAUUACCAGGGCCAGCCUUGCCAAACCAUCUACAGUAUCCCCACCGCCUACCCUCAGGCUAACACUCCAGUCAUACAGGCGUACACUGAACCCACAGCCAGCUACUUGCAUGGCCAGCCGGUGUAUCCCGGCCAUCAACAGGGAGUGGUGGUGCAGCAGGGAGGCACAGUCACCACCAUUGUCACAUCCCAAACUGUGCAACAGGAAAUGAUUGUACCCAACAAUGUGAUAGACCUGCCUCCUCCCUCUCCCCCUAAACCCAAAACUAUCGUCCUACCUCCCAAUUGGAAAGUGGCUCGAGACCCUGAAGGGAAGAUCUACUACUACCACAUUGUCACAAGGCAAACACAGUGGGACCCUCCAACCUGGGAGGGAAGUAGCGACAACACUAGUGUGGACCAUGAAUCUGAAAUGGACCUGGGAACACCCACGUAUGAUGAGAAUCCUUCCAAGUUCUCCACGAAGACAGCUGAAGCUGACACUUCGAGUGAACUGGCUAAAAAGAGUAAAGAGACAUUUCGGAAAGAGAUGUCCCAGUUCAUCGUGCAAUGUUUAAAUCCUUAUCGGAAGCCAGACUGCAAAUUGGGACGCAUCAGCAACACCGAAGACUUCAAACACCUGGCUAGAAAGCUGACUCAUGGAGUUAUGAAUAAGGAGCUGAAAGCUUGUAAGAAUCCUGAGGACCUCGAGUGUAACGAGAAUGUGAAGCACAAGACCAAGGAGUACAUCAAGAAGUACAUGCAGAGAUUUGGCUCUGUAUACAGGCCCAAGGAGGACACAGAGGUGUACUAGCCUCAGAGGCCACAGAUGUUAUACUUGCUCUGUGUUAACACAGGAGAAGCACAGAUUUGCCUUUCCAUUCACUCCUACAUGUAUGAACUGGCCAGCUUGAACCGUGAAGUAGUUUCUUACCUGUAUUUAUAACUAAGAAUUGCACUGCACAGGAGCUCUCCAGGCCCCAUGGAUCAUGGAGGAGCCCCAUACUAGAGACUGUCGGAGACUCGAGUGCUGCUGAACGACCCGAGACUCCAGGUGCAGUGUUUUCAAUGGACGACACUGAGGGGUGCUAUAGAGACUAAUGUUCUCACUGAUCGUUUGAUUUUUAGCUUUUUUUUUUUUUUUUUUUUCCCAUUUGUGGCUCUUAAAUGUUCCCGAGAUGAUCACCUCAAUUCCACUUUUUAAACUCUUCUAGCCCUGAAUGAGGAUUACUCAACGGAAUCAGCUUUGGUAUCAUACACAUCAAAUUUCUUUGUUACUUUCCACUGUUAAAAAAAUGGAUCAAUAACAGA